CAACACCAAACCUACUACUACUGCCAUAAUUACUAAAUGUCCAGCUCGCCGUCUCCCUUCCCAUUUCUCUAUUCCUUUUUGCCCAUACAUUUCCUCUUUCCCCACGCACUAUAUAAUCUACGUAUAUAAAUCGAGAUGCAACACAACAUUCUCAAACAAACGCUCACGCUUUCGUCUCGAAAGGUCGUUUCCGUGGUCGCUAAAAGCAAUCAAUAUAUAUAUAGCGACGAAAAGAAAAAAAUAGCACAAAAUGGGUCGACCUCUUUCUGCUCCGUCUUCCUCCUUGGCGCCGUUGCUGUUCCUGACGGCGUUGCUAAUAAGCGUCGCCGUUAGUGGAGCUGCGGCGUCGAGGGCGACGAACGCCACCGUGCCGGCGAUCCUCAUAUUCGGCGACUCCAUCAUGGACACCGGGAACAACAACAACCUGGCCACCAUCAUCAAGUGCAACUUCCAGCCCUACGGCGUGGAUUUUAACGGCGGCCCCACCGGCAGGUUCUGCGACGGCAAGAUUCCCUCCGAUAUCAUCGCUGAACAAUUGGGAAUCAAAGGCAGCGUUCCUCCAUAUUUGGACCCAAGUCUCCAGCCCAAAGAUCUAUUAACUGGAGUCACCUUCGCUUCCGGAGGCGCUGGAUUCGACCCUAUAACCGCAAAACUAGUGGUACUUAAAGCCCAUACUUUUUUUUUUCUCCUUCUAAUGGCAGUUGUGUCACUGAGCCAACAACUCCAAUACUUCCAAGAAUACAUAGCCAAGGUGAAAUCCAUUGUUGGGGAAGAGAGGGCAAACUUCAUCAUAGGUAACGCCUUGUAUCUAGUGGUUGCCGGAAGUGACGAUAUCGCAAACACAUACUUCACUCUUCGAGCGAGGAGCAACUACGAUAUUCCCGGUUAUACCGACCUCAUGUCCGAUUCUGCUUCGAAUUUUGUUCAGGAAAUAUACAAGUUAGGGGCCAGGAAGAUUGGGGUGUUCAGCGCGCCGCCGAUCGGGUGCGUGCCGUCGCAAAGGACUGCCGGCGGUGGGCCUAUGAGGGUCUGCGCCGAUAACAGUAACCAAGCCGCCAUUCUUUUCAACUCCAAGUUGAAAUCAAAGUUGGACUCUCUUCACCAGAUGUUACCCAAUUCGAGAGUCGUCUACAUUGAUGUCUACUCUCCCUUGUUACAAAUCAUUCAAACCCCUACAAAAUACGGGUUCGAGAUUUCGGAGAAAGGAUGUUGUGGAACGGGAGCAGUCGAGGUGGCUAUACUGUGCAACAAGUUCACUCCACCUUGUCCCAAUGUCAAUGCACAUGUAUUUUGGGACAGUUACCAUCCUACUGAGAAGACUUACAGGGUUCUAGUUACAGAACUGCUGGAUAAAUACUCGAGGGACUUAUUGGGUUGAUCCAGUUUUCAUAAAAAAAAAUCAAGAGCUCGUCAUUAUUGUACCAUUAUCGAUACAGUCGAAAUUUUAUAUGUUUCUGGUUGUUGACUACAUGUUUGGUUUGUAACUCUUUUUUUAUUUUAAUUUUCUUUUCUUCUUCUUUUUGUUGGCUUGCAUAAAAAAAAACCCUUGUUAUGGGCUAUGAGUUGUUUGUGCCCGGCUGGCCGGAGAAUGUCAACACUACACGAUAAAAGAUCAAUGAAGCACAAAGCAAGAGUUUGUGCAUUGGUUGAUUGUUACAGUUAUUUAAACUAUUAUAUUUUGAAUUUUCACGGUUUCAAUGA
Messenger RNA from Linum tenue, 1701 nucleotides. The record is from the annotation of a GenBank genome assembly. NCBI's taxonomy places the organism in Eukaryota, Viridiplantae, Streptophyta, Magnoliopsida, Malpighiales, Linaceae.